Mytilinidion resinicola is the source of this 1631-nucleotide messenger RNA. RefSeq names its product ferrochelatase. Gene Ontology annotation, molecular function: protoporphyrin ferrochelatase activity. Gene Ontology annotation, biological process: heme biosynthetic process. The coding region runs from base 99 to 1364 and encodes 421 amino acids. Lineage: Eukaryota; Fungi; Ascomycota; Dothideomycetes; Mytilinidiales; Mytilinidiaceae. The transcript is spliced from 2 exons. The record is from RefSeq and is a predicted model, not a curated record.
AGGCGCUUACACUACAGAAGGAAAGCCGGCCGGACUCUGCCAGCUUCAAUUCACCUCCGCCAUGUCCUGAGCACCUGUAACUUCUCUCCAGCAACACCAUGGCCCUCCGCAAUCCUCUACUACAGCUGUCCAGGCGUGCGCCGGCCCAAAUCUCAGCGCAAUUCUCCCCAGUCGCCUCGGCAUUCGCGCCACAGCGAAGAUGGAACGCAGAUGUAGCUCCGCCAGUGGCACAAAAUGCUACAGGAUCCAAGGGGCCCACGGCCAUAGUUUUCAUGAACAUGGGCGGUCCGUCCACGGUAGACGAGGUUAAGAGCUUUUUGAGCAACCUAUUUGCCGACGCAGACCUCAUUCCGCUAGGACGCCUCCAGAAUUACAUCGGUCCCUACAUUGCGAACCGUCGGACGCCCAAGAUACAGAAGCAGUAUGCGGAGAUCGGAGGGGGUUCGCCAAUUCGCAAGUGGUCUGAACACCAGGCCGCCGAGAUGUGCAAGAUUCUCGACAAGACCUCGCCAGAAACGGCACCGCACAAGCCUUACGUCGCAUUCCGUUAUGCUGCUCCACUGACGGAGGAGAUGUAUCAGCAGCUUAUUGCUGACGGCUUCGGUGCUGGGAAAGGUGGUAGGGCGGUAGCCUUCACGCAGUACCCGCAGUACUCCUGCUCUACAACUGGCUCGUCGCUCAACGAGCUAUGGAAAUGGCGAACUCGACUAGAGGGGAAACGCACCACUGGCGAGGUUGAGCCUGAAGGCACGAUCAAAUGGAGUGUAAUUGAUCGCUGGCCAGUACAUUCUGGCCUGGUGGAAGCCUUCGCUACCAACAUUGAGAAGACACUAGCGACCUAUCCACCAGAAAAACGCGACAAUGUUAUCCUACUAUUCUCCGCCCACAGCCUCCCAAUGACAGUCGUCAACCGUGGCGACCCAUAUCCCGCCGAAGUCGCCGCCACCGUGUAUGCGGUAAUGCAACGCCUUGGAAUGAAACACCAGUACCGGUUGGUGUGGCAGUCGCAAGUCGGGCCUCAGCCUUGGCUUGGCGCGCAAACCAGCAACACCGUCGAGAAUCUAAUCAAGAAAGGUCAGACGGACAUGAUCCUAAUUCCGAUCGCCUUCACGAGCGACCACAUUGAAACCCUCUACGAGCUGGACAAAGAGAUCAUCGGGGAGUCAGGCCAGGAGGGCAUCAAGCGCGCAGAGAGCUUGAAUGGGAAUCCAAUCUUCAUCCAGGCGUUGGCAGAUAUCGCGAAGGAUCAUCUCGAGGCCGGACAGGCGUGCAGUCUGCAGAUGGGGCUGAGAUGCCCAGGCUGUGUGAGCGAGAGGUGUUUGGAGUCGAAAAAGUUUUUCGCAGGACAGCAGAAGCAUUUGUAGCGUACUGACGAACUGUAUCCAUAUGUAAUGCGAUUUCUAUAUCAAAAGUAAGUGUGACUAGUUCCUGAGUCACGUGUGUCAGGUCACAUUACACAGAGCCCCUGUCAUGUAAGGUACCGUGUACUUGGUACUACCAGACGCAUUUUAUCCUUAUUCAAAGAUUCCUCUCAGCAUAUCUAGACUUCUUAGUCUUACACAAAGAAUCAUGGAGGAUGCAUUGAUAAACGAUGCCGCUGGAGAUAUAGCCCUUCGCUCUUUCCACUCCCG